AGUCACUAUAAAGUUGUAUCAUGGCUCUGCUAAACAAAUUCUUUUGCCGCUACUCGAUCAACACUGGUGUCGUUGUGAUAGCAGCUUCCUAUGUAAUAAUCGAUUUACUUCGCCUGUUCUAUCACCUGGUUAUCUUCUAUUUCCCAGGCCCAAUUUUUAGACAUUGGUAUUCCAAAAAGCACAGCGGAGACGAUGUCCAUGAUCUUAUCACAGUUACGAUGAUGAAGAAUCGUAUUCAGGUUGUGCUGGUCCUGGGGGUCGACCUUUUGACUGAUAUCGGGCUGCUCAUGAGCGUGAAUUCUGGUCUAAUACUCAUAUUGAUUUGGUUGUUGAAAUCAGUCUUUUUGGUGCUCGUCUACUUAAUCGUUAUCCUGUCUCUAAUCUUUGCCUAUGACCACCUUACACUGGCCUUGGCUUUUAUUCUCAUAUGGGCAAUGCAAAUAUAUUUCCUUUUGAUUGUGGGCUUGCAUUUAGUGGAGCUACAUCAAAAUGGUGACUCGAAUGACGAGAGCCCCGACGAAACAGCCGUCUAA
Drosophila erecta is the source of this 533-nucleotide messenger RNA. RefSeq lists its product as uncharacterized. NCBI's taxonomy places the organism in Eukaryota, Metazoa, Arthropoda, Insecta, Diptera, Drosophilidae. Bases 21 to 533 code for a protein of 170 amino acids. The transcript is spliced from 4 exons. The record is from RefSeq and is a predicted model, not a curated record.